AUGCGAUCACAACUUUUGCGAUUGUUUAAAAGUAAGCGGAUCGUGCCACAGCACCCGACACAUGCGCAGCGACAGAAUUCAAAUGUUUUGUUCAUAAAGAAUGGUGGAGAGCCAGCGUAUUCUAACGCGGCAACGUACAAAGUAUCGAUUAAAUCGUGUUCAUUGAUCGCGAAUAUUUGUCUGGAAAAGAAUGAAGAAAACUGCGAAAAAAACCUGACUGAAUGCGUCCAACAAGCUGCUGAUCUUCAAGAUACCCAAGAAUGCUGGCGAGCCAUUUCUCAAGCUCGGUUGUCUCUCGAGGACAGCAAAUCCAAUCGUCAACGUGUGCGAAGAGAUGUCGUGGCAGAAGGUACAACAACUACAACCGGUGUGUUGUGGGACUCAACAACAAAACCACCAUCCACACAUCCAACGUCCAGAGAACACCUCGGCAGUCGUGACCCAUUCACGUUCAAUUUCUUU
This is a messenger RNA of Cooperia oncophora, 462 nucleotides long. NCBI's taxonomy places the organism in Eukaryota, Metazoa, Nematoda, Chromadorea, Rhabditida, Trichostrongylidae. The record is from the annotation of a GenBank genome assembly.